Molecule: messenger RNA, 1405 nt
Organism: Vespa mandarinia (Asian giant hornet)
Lineage: Eukaryota; Metazoa; Arthropoda; Insecta; Hymenoptera; Vespidae
Biological process (GO): detection of chemical stimulus involved in sensory perception of smell; sensory perception of smell
Cellular component (GO): plasma membrane
Molecular function (GO): olfactory receptor activity; odorant binding
Source: RefSeq, a predicted model, not a curated record
AUGUGUGGUGUUUACCUCGUUGCAAUUUUCGUCAGAAUAUUCAUUAUGUCUGUAGCGAGCGGUCUUACCUACUUCGAGCAACAUUUUCUUUUUUCGAACAAAUUGUUUCAAUAUACUAUGGGUUUGAGACCUUAUCAAAAUUCGAGAGAUCUGUUGUUUCAAGUGUGUAUCAUAACUAUUUAUUUAUUUCCAGGAGUAGCACACCAAUUUUAUCAGCUCGCCAUUUCAGAAGUCCCUCUAGCAAGAACUAUCAAAGUACUGCAAUAUAUGUUCGCAGCUAUAUGUUUUCUGUAUACUUACAGUAAUUAUUACUUUAAAUACGUACAAAUGAAAGCAAUUAUUUCUUGUAUUAAAUUUGACUACGAGCAUAUAUCUAAUCAAUAUGAAUUCUAUAUUACGGAAAAAUAUAUUAAAGAGAUUAUCUUCAAUCUGUAUUUUCUUGCAACAAUAACUCCCUGCUUCUUAAGUAUUUUUUCAUAUCAAUUUGGUACUUUGGGAAAUGUUAAUUUAAGUUUACCCAUUCCUAUUGAUAAUGUUUUAAACCUUGGACCGAUAUAUUACAGUUUACUUAUUUAUCAAACAACAGAAAUCUAUAUAUCAAUAUCUAUAGCAAUUAUAUGUUUUUCAACUUAUUUGGUAUUGAUAAAUCACGCAUGUUGUCAAUUAAGCGUUAUAAGAUUGAUAAUUGGCCAUCCUUUUCGAGAACCUCAGAAAUUUAAUCAAAUUUGGAAUGAAUUCAAUUGGAUAGUCGACGUAAUAAAGCGUCAUGAGAGGAUCAUGAAAUACGUUGAUUUUCUCAACUCUAGUACAAAGGGAAUUUACUUAAUUGAAAUUUUCUUUAUUAUGCUCUUCAUUAUAUUGGAUUUUCUGUAUGUAAGUUUUUUGUAUGUAAUUAUCUUUUACGAUAAAUGGGCAAUUUCUCCACAUUAUGUCCUCCAACUGGAACAAAUUAAGAGACUGGAUUCUGGAGAUCUAAUAUAUUUCCUUGCAAUCAAUAUAUUUCAAGUUUCAUCUUUGAGGGAAAAUAUAACUCAAAUUAUCGAAUGUAGUUUCUACAUUGCAUGCUCUAUAUUUGUUACAUUUAUUAAUUUUUAUAUUGGACAGACGCUUAUAAACCAUAGCGAAGAAGCUCGCGAAGAAUUGUGUAAAAUACCAUUCUAUAUUCUUUCAAUAAGAGUUCAAAAAUUACUGUUAUUUAUGAUAUUGAGAUGGUCGAAGCCAUGCAUGCUUUCAAUCGGCGGCAUGUCCGUUAUGUCACAUCAAGCAUUCUCAGGGGUAAGUGGAGGAUGAUAAAUCAUAGAUAUUAAAUUUCAUUAUCUUAAAAAAGAAUCUUUUAUUUUAGUUAUUGCAAAAAGCAUUCUCUUUCGCAUCGGUAUACCGCAGUGUACAUUAACUUUACCUUAUU